Molecule: messenger RNA, 2251 nt
Organism: Medicago truncatula (barrel medic)
Lineage: Eukaryota; Viridiplantae; Streptophyta; Magnoliopsida; Fabales; Fabaceae
Product: protein DECREASED SIZE EXCLUSION LIMIT 1
Exons: 12
Coding region: 921-1814 (297 amino acids)
Molecular function (GO): protein binding
Source: RefSeq, a predicted model, not a curated record
CCUUCAAUAGUACUAAUAUUUCCUAUUCAGUCUCAUUUCCUCUUCCUGUUUCUCUUUCAUCUGAGAAGUGAGAAACGCUAUCCUUUUCUUCUCCCAACCAAAGCAAAUUGAUCCACCACCGCCGGUGAGCCGCGAUCACUCUCCUCCUUCUCCAUCCAUCACCGCCGCCGCGAUUACUCUCCUCCUUCUUCAGUUUAGAAAGCUAUCUCCAUCUCUCUCCACAAACCCUAAUUGUUGUAACUUGUAAGAUAAAUUGGAGCAAGAAGAUAGCUAUGCGGUUGUAGCUUAAUGUUGCAGUAUAUUUAAUGUCGGGAGUGAGGCAGGGGUAUGCUUGCUCUGUGCUAGUAUAUACUUCGGCCUCAUGUUUGAUGCCAUUGUUGGUUUUGGGUUUUCUCGGUGAAUUGGUGUUACGUAUUUAGGCGGCACCUCUUUGUAUUUUUUCCCGUUUUUUCCACAAGUUUUUUUAAUAGCAGCCACCCCAAACUUUUUUGUCUGGCUCUGCCACUGAAUGUGCAGCAGAGAAAUCUGUAGCAGCAAGUAGUCCAAAAGGUCAAAACUUGCAUUAUAAUCAAAAGAAACAAACUACAUACAUAAACAUUCAUUUAAUCAAACAGUUUAUGUGCAACCGAAGAAGAAGGUGAAAUUACCAGUUAGGUGAGAAUUGAGCUAAAAAAAUCAGUGAGUGAGGGAGGGCAUAGAAUUCGAGGAAGAAAGAAUAUAAACAGAGAAGGCAGAUAGUUUAUUAUGGUUUUAUUAAAUUUAUAUGAUAUUAUUAAUGACGUGGCAGAAUCUUAAAAUUUGAUUGGUUGGUAGUGUAAUGUUUGACUUACACUGUCAGUGCACUACCUUUAAAUUAAAGGACGAGGGAGCGAGUUACAGUUACUAUCAAUCAAAACCCGCAGUGAAAUAAUCUGAGAAGAAUGAGCAAAAGAGCCGCACCUGAUCCUGUGGCAGUUCUACGUGGCCACCGUGCUUCCGUCACUGAUAUUUGUUUUCAUCCCUCUAAGCCUAUCUUAUUCUCCGGUUCCGCUGACGGUGAACUGCGAAUUUGGGAUACAUUUCGCCGUCAAACUCUUUCAUCAGCAUGGUUACAUAGUGCUGCACAUGGGAUUCUUGCUCUUGCCAGUAGUUCUUCACUUGGGACUAAUAAAUUUGUCAGCCAGGGUAGAGAUGGAACUGUGAAAGUUUGGGAUUUUGAUGAUACUGGUUUGUCCAGGAUUCCAUCCGUUACAAUCAAGACAAACAGUUACCACUUUUGUAAAUUUUCCUUGGCUAAGAAUCAGAGUACCGGUUCAAAAGCAGGGGAAGCAUCAAAAGAUUGCCUUGAAACAGAAGAGGUUCAUACCAAUCAAAGUUGUUCUGAAAGCUCUGAAGGGCUAUCAUAUGUGGCUUUGUCGGGGGAGAACUCUUCUGAGGUUGAAAUUUGGGAUCUCAAGUCAGCUGAAAGAUUUGCACGUCUCCCUUCAAGUAUUGGUAGUAACUCUUCAAGUGUUAGCAGCAAAGGCAUGUGCAUGGCACUUCAAUUGUGUGUACCAUCUGAAUCACAAGGAUUUUUAAAUGUCAUGGCUGGAUAUGAAGAUGGAACUAUGCUUUGGUGGGAUGUACGGAAUCCUGGAGUUCCAGUAAGUUCUGUGAAAUUCCAUUCUGAGCCAGUUCUGAGCAUUGGUAUUGACGGGUCUUGCAAAGGGGGCAUCUCGGGAGCUGCAGAUGAGAGGAUUGUGAUGUACAGCUUGGAUCAUUCUUCGUUGAAGGCUCGAUAUAAUUGGAGUCGAUCUAACUGGUCAUUGACUUCAUACAUAAAGAUGAAUAGUUGAUGUUCAGUUCACUAUUGUAAGACAAAACUUUGAUACCACUUCAAGAAUACUCGAGGUGAAAGCCAUUAAUCUGAAUAACAAAAGGAAGCUUUCGCUGGAGUGUUUACCCAUAAUGAUAACAGGCUGUUUUCUCCGUUCAAAUGUUCAAAAUUUGUGUAAAUAAACAGAGAUCAAGAUUUAUUAAGUAAACUAAGGUAUUAUAAACACAUCUUGAAUCAUGUAUUGAUUUGCCAUUGCAGUAGUGAGUUCGUAUGUCUAAUACCAGAGUAGCUACUAAGUGGCAGGUUGCAUAACAAGAAAUGCAAGCUUGCUUAAUUGUAUCUUUAGAGUCUUGAUUAUUUUCUAAUUUAUGAUGAUUUUUCAGUCUGCUACUCAAUACUUGCUACGUUUUUUUUAACUGCUUAUUUAUACCUUUUCAUAUCUGUGUAUCUUUUUUA